Molecule: messenger RNA, 2112 nt
Organism: Aspergillus mulundensis
Lineage: Eukaryota; Fungi; Ascomycota; Eurotiomycetes; Eurotiales; Aspergillaceae
Exons: 4
Coding region: 1-2112 (703 amino acids)
Source: RefSeq, a predicted model, not a curated record
AUGGACGCCAAGAACUCCCUUCCUCCCUCCACGGCUCAUCCUCCGGUCGCCGACCACUCUCUCCCCUUCUUCCCUGUCGUCUCCCGGCCAGCCCCCUGGGCUCACGACAAUAAUAAUACCCCGGCUAUAGCCCAGAACUACCACCAUCACCAUUAUCCGCCGCCUCACUCGGUAUCUCCGCCCUCCUCCACGCCGCCGCAGCUGCCCCUGCCCGCCUAUGCUCCGCCGCCAACAGCCGGCGUCCCCGACGCGAUUCAUGCCGCACAACCACCGGUCGCUGGCGACUCGGGUCGGGGCUCAGGGAAAGCCGCUGUGACCAAAGUCCGCAAGCCUCGGAAGCAGGGCAAUGCGUCGCAGGGUCGUUCGACCCUCUUUUGGGUCCAUAACGACCCGCAGUCGGUCGCGGAGGGCACUCGCGAGGAAACGCUGAAACUCAUCCGGUCCCAUGUCAUGUCCGAGCACAACCGCAAGAAGAGACUCGAGACGAAUAAACGAUACAAGAGCAAGGCCUGGAAGCACCUCGCAUACCAGCCCGCGGAAACGGCUGCCUCCAGCUCGACGACUGCUGCCAGUACCACCGAGACCGCAUCUCCUGCCGAAGCAGCUCGACAGACUUCCCGCAAGACAUCACGAAGCACACCGCUCCCUGCUCAACAUUACUCCCCGUCGUCCUCGUCGUCGAAAUCACCGUCUCCCGAGAACCAACCUAUAAAAGAAGAAGAGCCGGGGCAUGUUGAGGUGGUUCACAAUUAUCCUAUUGUAUCCGAGGCUCCUGUCGACAACUACGGGGUGCAGCCUGAGAGUCAGGCUCUUGCCGUUAUCCAGGAUCCCUCACCGUACACAUAUGUAGGGCAAGGGACGAGUGAUCCUUUCAGCACGAUGCAUACUCCUCUUUCGGAGCGCAUGUACCGGCAUUUACAACACUUCUUAUGCAAACUGACCCGACUUGCAUAUCCGUUACAACGUCGGUAUGGUGCCAAGUUAGAGGCCCAUUGGGCCUCUCUUGUGUCCCACGAUCCUGCCUCAUUGCAUGCUUGUAUUUGUGUCGCCGCGACGAAUUCCGCCCUCGAAUCCGGCGAGUUUCCAUUGACAGACGAGAAGAAAAGCUCGAGCGUGCUACUUCUCGACACAUUCCAUCACCGUGGUGAAACUAUCCGGCUAGUCAAUGAGGGUUUAUCAGACCCCAUUAAGGCCGCUAGCGACGAGCUGAUUGCUGCGGUGUCUGUCUUAUUGACGGUUGAGAUUGCAACCGGCGAUCCCGACUAUCUCAAGAUUCAUCUCGCCGGGUUAAGACAGAUGGUUGGGAUGAGGGUUAGUUUUGCAGAUGUCGCUGACGAUGUUCGAUUCCAAAUUUCAUGGACCGAUAUUCGUGUCGCAUGCAUGUCCUUGACCAAACCCAUAUUCCCGUUUGUCCGCUAUGCCCGGCCAAAGAACUUCACUAUCACCCCUCCGACUAAAGAGCUGGAAUCGACCGCAUCUAGCUUGGUGAGCUUGAUUCAGAUACCCGGCAUCUUUAGUGAUGUCAUGUCCCAGAUUAUCUACGACCUGACCGAUCUCGUUUGGUAUGCGGAAUGGGUCAAGGGUGGUCCACAAGAACAGGACUUUGACGAAGAAACUGAGUGCUACUACAACACCGAGGUGCUUUACGUGGAGUACGCACUCCACAGCGACCGAUACACGGCGUCAGGCGAAGUAAAGGGGGACGCAUCGAUCGAGGGCUGCGUCCGCUUGGCGUGCCUGUUGUUCCACAACACUGCUAUCUGGGACUUCUACCCGCAGAUCGCGCCGGUCUUCCCCAAGCCGAUCAUAGCUUUGCAGAUGGCUCUCGAGUCUACCAUCCGCGCGGGGUGCUACCACCUAUGCCGGGGUCUGCUGAUAUGGCUGCUUUUCGUCGGCGCGUGCAGCAGCAGGAUGCCACAGCAGCGGAAUUUCUUCGUCAACGAGCUCGCAUCUGCAGUGCGCCUCCAGGGCGUCCAGUCGUGGCAGGAGCUUCGUGCCAUUCUGUUUGGCUACUUUUACGUCGACCGGUGCUACCUAGGCCCGCUGCGGUCGUUGUGGGACGAACUCCAAACGACGCCGGCUCCGCACCCGCAUUGUAUAAACAGUAAUUGA